Molecule: messenger RNA, 4013 nt
Organism: Eriocheir sinensis (Chinese mitten crab)
Lineage: Eukaryota; Metazoa; Arthropoda; Malacostraca; Decapoda; Varunidae
Product: MHC class II regulatory factor RFX1-like
Exons: 5
Coding region: 59-1558 (499 amino acids)
Source: RefSeq, a predicted model, not a curated record
AGGAUUGUUAGGUGCUGCUGCCGCCGUUGAACCAGUAAAGCAGAAGAACAAAGCCAACAUGACCUCUUCUUCCUCCUCCUCUCCCUCUUCCUCCUCCUGCUUCCUGCGUCUCCUCCUCCUCCUCCUGGUGGGGGCGACGCUGGGGGAGGCGCUGCCGGAGCUGCUGGGGGGUCUCUCACAGACAUAUGGACCCCCUCAGAACAACUUCGCCGCCGCCGCUCCAGCCCCCGCGCAGUCCUUCCGUCCCCUCCCCGCCCAAGCUCCUGCGCCUCUUCGUCCGCCCACCGCGACAGGACACAGCACAAACAACAACAACAACAACUUCUUCCCGCCACUCAACCAGGCGCCGAGGGUCCCCAAAGUCCCGUCAGGACUGUACGAGACGCCAUCCUUCGACCCCGCCCCCAGUAACCCCGUGGGAACAUGCCGCCCCCAGGUCUCCGUGUCUGUGCUGACCUCGACCCGCCUGGUGCCGACGACCGUAGUGCAGACUCGAACUCGUGCACUCCCGACGACGAUCUACUCGCAGGUGACGCAGACGCGGUACUUCCCGUCGACGGUGGUGCAGCAGCAGGUGGUGACGUCCGUGGUGCCUCCGGUGAUACAGACGCAGACGGAGGUGGUAAGCAACGUUCAGUACGUGACGCGCGCCAAGUACUUCACCAUCACCUCCUACGUCACGGACACACGCCUGCAGUACGUCACCACCACGCAGGUCCAGACGCAAUUCCAGACGCAAUUCCAGACCACCACGCAAUUCCAGACCCAAUUCCAGACCCAAUUCCAGACCGUCACCAGCACCCAGUUCCAGACGCAGUUCCAGACGCAAUUCCAGACCACCACGCAAUUCCAGACCCAAUUCCAGACCCAAUUCCAGACCCAAUUCCAGACAGUUACAUCCACUCAGUUCCAGACCCAAUUCCAAACCCAGUUCCAGACCCAGUUCCAGACGGUGACCAGCACGCAAUUCCAGACGCAGUUCCAGACCCAGUUCCAGACCCAGUUCCAGACCCAAUUCCAGACAGUGACCACCACGCAGUUCCAGACGAGAUUCCAGACCCAGUUCCAGACUCAGUUCCAGACCACAACUCAAUUCCAGACGCAGGUGCGCACGGAGACCCGCUUCAGCACCCAGGUACAAUACGUCACCCAGACCCAGACGCAACAGGUGCCGCAGUACAUCACGCAGACCCAGUUCGUGACCCAGACCCAGUUCGUAACCCAGGGGCAACAACAGACCGUCACCCAGACCAUCACCACCACCAGGAUCCAGCAGCAAGUGGUCACACGGACGCAGACGGUGCCGCAGUACAUCACGCAGACUCAGCAAGGACAGGCCCAGUUCGUGACCCAGACGGUGACUUCCACACGCGUCCAGCCGCAGUACGUGACGCAGACGGUGACGUCGACGCGCGUGCAGCAGCAGUUCGUGACUCAGACCCAGACGGUGCCGCAGUACGUAACGCAGACCCAAACGGUGCAAGGGAGCUGCGGCGGCGGCGGCGGUGGUGGUGGAUAUGGUGGCCGUACGACGACUAUGAUGCCUGGGUACUACUGAGUGUGUUCUUGGGCCGGUCAGUCAGUCAGUCGGUCGGUCGGUUAGCCUGUAAAUCUGUUUCCGUUCUCUUCGUUGAUGACUGACUACUACUGAGUGUGUUCUUGGUCCAGUCAGUCAGUCAGUCGGUCGGUUAGUCAGUAAGUUUGUUUGCGUCCCUUUUGUUCAUCUGUCCCGUGUCUCCCACCAAAGAGCUUUCAAUUCCCUGUCUCUCCGCUCACAAAGGAUGUAAAUAUGAAUCAGCUACGCACAUAUUCACUCACUUAAUCAGUUAACAGUGCUUUCACGCCACUCUCAGUAUAAAACGAUGUAAAUAUUCGAAUCAGUUAACCAGUCACACUCACUCACUCAGUAAAUCAGUUAAAAAAGCUUUCAUGCCACUGUCACUUUAAAGGAUGUAAAUAUUUGAAUCUGCCAGUCAGUCACUCGGUCAGUCACUCAGCCAAUCAGUUAACAAGAGCUUUCAAGUCUCUCAGUAAAGCAAGGAGGUAAAUAUUUAAAUCGGUCAGUCAGUCAGUCAGUCUUUCGCUUAUUCACUUAACCAAUCAGUCAAAAACACCUUUCUACUCUUAGUAAAACAAGGAGGUAAAUAAUUGAAUCGGCCAGUUAGUCAAUCAGCUCUUCAGUCCGUCACCCAGUCAAUUCGUCAGUCCGUUGGUCAGUCAGUCCGUCAGUCCGUCAACCAGUCAGUCCGUCAGUCCGUUAGUCACUCAAUCCGUCUUCAGUCCGUCAGCCAGUCAAUCCGUCAGUCCGUUAGUCAGUCAGUCAUUCCCGGGGUCAUCGGGUUCGCAUCGGCCUGUGAAUGUGACUAAUGAAAGAGGAGAGCUGCUGGAUGACUUGUGUUUUGCUCAGUCAUCCAUUCGGCAUCCUCCCUCGCCUCCCCUUCCAUCCAUACAUUCAUACGCCCUUCCUACAUUCUCCCUUCACCAGCUUUCCCCCUUUCCCUUUGAUCCUUUCACCCUUUUUCUUACUCAAUGCUUUCCUUUAUCUACCUUUUUCUUUGUCUUUUCUUUCUACCUUUUUUCUUUAUCUUCCUCUCUCUUUUAUUAUGUAUUUCACCCUUUCACCUUUCAUCUUCUUUUCGUCCUUACUCUCCUCGACUUUCCCAUCGGCAGGAGAAGGUUCUAUCGUGAAGGAGGGGCUGAGGGUGACGAGGAAGGCAGGACAGCUAGAAGCGAUGUUCUUGUUGUGACCGCUGAGUGCCCGCCGUUUUCCUACUCUCAUAUUGACACGAGAAAUAAACAAAAGCUAGGAAAAGAUAACCCCCCCUCCCCCCCGCCCCCCCCCCCGCAUCAUCCCUUUACAAUAUCCUAUCUUCUCUUUUCUCAUCUGUUUUUUUUAUUUUUUAUGCCGUUGAUUUUACGCCAGUUCCCUUCCAGUACACGUUAAUUAAGUUUAUGAAGAGAAUAAGAGUAUCUUUUUUUAAUCCAUCUCUUAUUGAAUCCCUUCCCUUCCCAGUUUCAUUCCUUAACCAAUUUUAUCGUUGUAUCAAUCUAACAGCCAAUAAAUGGCCUCCUUCGCUCCUGUUGCACGAUAAUGAGUAUAUGGAGGGGACAGGAUUUUUUUUUUUUUUUUACUCCAUCUCUCUUCUGUAAUCCCUCCUCUUUUUCCCUGUUUGUUUUAUUUAGCAAAUUUUCUAGAUUUAUUUUUCAGUCCAUCAGACCAUUUCUUCUUUCCCUCUCACGCGAUGAAUAAGUAUGAAGACAUAAUAAGUGGUUUUCUCAUUCCGCCUCUCCUCCUGACCUCUUCCUCUCCUUCACAGUUUAUAUUCCGUACCAUGGGCAGUAUUCUCGGACGCUUUCGGCUCUCACAAGUACUUCUAAGGGCCACAAAAGAGAUUAGUCAGGUUCUCACGAGUGUUUUUCACAUUCAUGGUGCAGAAGCCUUGUCAGACUAUCUCUAGGCUCAUAAAACUACCCCCGCUGGAAAUACUAACACAACCACUUCGAAAACUUUACUAAAUGUGAGUGUGUAAGCCCAGGGAUGUUUGAUAUUAUGGGCCUAUAUUUUUACAACAAAGGAGGCAGCUCAGGGGCACAAAAAAGGAAACAAUAAUAAAAAAAAGCCCGCUACUCGCUGCUCCUAAAUCCUCCCGUUACUCUGAAAGCGUCUAAUCCUUCUCCCCUCCUUGCUUUACACACACCACACAUGACCCUGACUGCAUGUGUGGUGGACUUGGGAGCCAAACAACGAGCUCGGCCUUAGAAAGAGAAGAUCAUGUCUAUCUAUCUCUAACGUGACUUAUUUUUGUAUCAGAGAAUCGUUUAUUAAGUUGUAGGCUAUUUCGUGUGUUGUGACUGCUUGUUAAUCUGUCAUGUGGCGUGCCUGAGAGUGAAUACUUCGCUCCUCGUGUGUUUGAGGCACUGGGAGGCUUGUUACCUGUCAGGACCACGUCACAGGUGUAUUCGUCCGUGCUCAGGUGAUGAUUGCUGUCCACCUGGCGCGUGGCGCCCGCAGA